AUGCGCUUGUCCAGCGCCAGCCUGGCCGCCGGGCUCGUCUUGGGGGCUCGAUAUGUCGCAGGCACAACGCAGAGCGUCACUGGCGCUGACAGCAACCCUGGCUAUCUCGCCGUACCAGUGGGCACAAUACCGCGCACGCAACACAGCGAGAAGCGAUCCCAGAAAGCCAUCCAAACGACAUUGGAAAAUAAGGACUUUUUCUAUGCCGCACAGAUUGGCAUUGGAACGCCACCGCAAAAUAUCACUGUCCUCAUCGACACGGGCUCGAGCGAAUUAUGGGUGAACCCAGACUGCUCGACAGUCCGCGCGCAAGAGCAACUACAAUGCGACCAGUUUGGUCAAUACGACCCCAGCCAGUCACGGACACCGGCAAUCGGACCAUUCGGGAAUGAGGAGAUAAAGUUUGGGGACGCGACAAAUAGAGCAACACAGACGUCUGUCAUGAUUGAAUACUAUUGUGACAAGCUCGCAUUUGGCUCGUUGUCCAUAUUGAACCAGACGUUUGGCGUGGUGCAGGAGAGUGAGCGGCAGUCACAAGGAAUCCUGGGCCUGGCACCCGACCUGCAGGCAGGGUUUAACGGCGAGAAACCGUACAGCCUGGUGCUGAAUACCAUGGCCGAGCAAGGUGUCAUCGCCAGCCGGGUAUUUUCUCUGGAUUUGCGGCACUCAGACGUCAAGACUGGGGCCCUCAUCUACGGCGGGCUAGACCGCAGCAAGUUUAUGGGCACGCUGCAAAAAGUUCCCAUCAUCAAAGGCUUGGCAGGCGAGGCUCGACUGGCCGUGUCCCUUGACACGGUGGGCAUCACACUGUCCACGUCGGAAACUAACAGGCGGCUGCAGGGCGACAACAGCAACGUCAUGCUCGACUCGGGCACGACGAUUUCGCGGCUGCAAGAGCAGGUGGCGAUGCCGAUCCUCAGUGCGCUGAAUGCCCAGCCGGACGGCGAUGGCUACUUUCAGAUUCCCUGCCAGAGCCAGAACUUGCCAGGGUCGGUAAACUUUGGAUUUGGUGGGGUGAUUGUCAGGGUGCCAUUCAAAGACUUCAUCAUCAACGUCGGCGACCCGUUGACAUGCUACGCGGGCAUCGCGCUGACAGAAGGGCAGCAGAUUCUGGGCGACACGGUGCUGCGGGCGGGGUACUUUGUGUUUGACUGGGACAACGAGGCGGUGCACAUUGCGCAGGCGGCCGACUGCGGCAGCCCGGACAUUGUGACGGUCGGCAAGGGCGUGAAUGCGGUGCCGUCAGUCCGGGGCAACUGCGGCGCGGCACCUGGCACACCCACGCAGACCAUCUCGGCCGGGGGCGGCGCCAGCAGCAGCAGCAGCAGCAGCAGCAGCGUCCGCCCGGUGACGACGACGUACACGGUGACAGUGUGCCCCGCGUUCGACCCCAACUGCAAGACGGGAGUGGUCAUGACAGCCACGGCUGAGGCGAAGGCCAGCGAGACCAGCGAGGCCGGGGGCACCGGAGAGAGCGGAAAGACCAGCAGCAACAGCAGCAAGGAGUCCAGCAGCGGUAGCGGGCGGUAUGGCGUGGUCUGGUCGUUACUGGCGGUGCUGUGCUCGGUGAGCAUGGGCAACGUGAUUAUUGCUUUGCUGUAG
Messenger RNA from Cordyceps militaris CM01, 1602 nucleotides. RefSeq names its product candidapepsin-4 precursor. The record is from RefSeq and is a predicted model, not a curated record. The coding region runs from base 1 to 1602 and encodes 533 amino acids. Lineage: Eukaryota; Fungi; Ascomycota; Sordariomycetes; Hypocreales; Cordycipitaceae. Gene Ontology annotation, biological process: proteolysis. Gene Ontology annotation, molecular function: aspartic-type endopeptidase activity. The transcript has 2 exons.